Molecule: messenger RNA, 1478 nt
Organism: Paralichthys olivaceus (Japanese flounder)
Lineage: Eukaryota; Metazoa; Chordata; Actinopteri; Pleuronectiformes; Paralichthyidae
Gene: crp1
Product: C-reactive protein 1
Source: RefSeq, a predicted model, not a curated record
CUGACGUCAUGCCCUGUGCUAGGAGGGAAGAGGACUGGUUAUUAACAAGUGGGACUGAGUUAGCAACGUCGACCGACAACAAAACAACACAAACAUGAAGUGUGCUGUGGUUUCUCUUUGUGUCUUUGGAUUGUCAAUCAGUCUCUCCUCAGGGACACAAGUGGGUCUGAGUGAGAAGGUCCUGGUGUUCCCGUAUGAGACGGAUUUCAGCUUCGUGGCCCUGAUCCCGCAGAAGGACAUGAGCCUGAAGGCCCUCACCCUGUGCAUGCGUGUGGCCACCGAGCUGCCUGAAGAGCGGCAGGUCAUCCUGUUCGCCUACCGCACGGCCGACUAUGACGAACUCAACGUGUGGCGUGAGAGGGAUGGCCGCAUCUCCUUCUACAUGAGCGGCGAUGGCGUCUUCUUCCACCUGCCGCCCCUCUCCACCUUCCGAACCAGCCUCUGCCUCACCUGGGAGUCUCGCACAGGCCUCACAGCUUUCUGGGUGGAGGGCAAGCGGAGCACCUACCAGGUCUACAAACCCGGACACACCAUCCGUCCGCAGGGCACUGUCCUCCUGGGGCAGGACCCAGACAAGCACCUGGGGGGUCUGGAGGCCGUGCAGAGCUUCGUAGGGGAGGUGACCGACCUGAACAUGUGGGACUUCGUGCUCUCCAGGAGCAUGAUCCAGGCCUGGCACUACGGCCACAAGGUCCCCAAGGGGAACAUCUUUGACUGGGCCACCCUCGAGUACGAGCUGAACGGGAACGUGAUGGUGGUGGAUGAUGACUGACUGAUGGAGAGGGUCGCAGAAAGGGGCCGGGCGUCAGAGACGUGUUUUGGAUUAAUACUCAUAUGUGUGGUUGUCUCUCUUAGAUCCUGUGAUGUUUGACAUUAGGAUCCUUAAACUUCCCCUUAUUCCUUAAAACAUCAGAAAGCGGUGGUGUUUGCGACAUUAAAUCAUGUAUAAUAUAUCAGUUUUACACAUUAAUGCAUCACUCAAACAUUUUGCAACAUUGUAACUUAUUUUAUGAUCUCGGCGAUUCCUCUAAUUUUGCAUAUUUAACUUCUAUUGAUCCUCUUUGUAUUUCACUGUUCCAUCCUUUGAUUGAAAAAAAAAAUCAAUCAGAAGAGGUUGAUGUGCCAGAUGUAUCCAUAGGGUGGCAGUCUGCGCUAGUUCACGUCAAACAGAAACUUGUGUCAGAGCUUCAUCAUGCACGUGCACCCACUGAUGUCAUGUGGCCACAAAUAGCUGAUGAGAAAAACAUGUUUGAUUGCUAUAAUUAUAAUUAAAUUAAAUUUAUGUUUGCAAACCGUCAAGAUUUUACAGAUUAUGUCAAUUUAAACAUUUGCAAAUGUCUAAUAACUAAGAUCUCAGCCUGCAUAGCACAGAUGCUAUAGUGCGUCUAACUGCUAACUUGAGACAACACAUUUAAAUGAUCAAUUUUAAGUGUUAAAUGUAUUAAACUGUAACAGAAACAAGCCUCUUUCAAAGAUUU